Messenger RNA from Seriola dumerili (greater amberjack), 1808 nucleotides. RefSeq names its product fascin actin-bundling protein 1 (gene fscn1a). The record is from RefSeq and is a predicted model, not a curated record. Bases 205 to 1701 code for a protein of 498 amino acids. Gene Ontology annotation, cellular component: ruffle; cell projection membrane; actin cytoskeleton. NCBI's taxonomy places the organism in Eukaryota, Metazoa, Chordata, Actinopteri, Carangiformes, Carangidae. Gene Ontology annotation, biological process: actin filament bundle assembly; cell migration; establishment or maintenance of cell polarity. The transcript is spliced from 5 exons. Gene Ontology annotation, molecular function: actin filament binding; protein-macromolecule adaptor activity.
UACACACACACACACACACACACACAUACACACACAUAUACACACACACUCCCCAAACAAAGAGAAGCACGCGAGGCAGCACAGCAUCCCACCCUUUCAGCCGCGAGCUCAGUCACUUGCAGAACCGCCCCCCCUCCCCUAAAAAAAAAAAUCCCUCUCACACAGAACCGGUCCGGUCCGAGGCUCGAGCGCACAGAACCGACAAUGACAACUAACGGCGCGUCUAACGGAACCAGCGACAUGCUGCAGAUCCAGUUCGGUCUGAUCAACUGCGGGAACAAAUACUUGACGGCGGAGACCUUCGGCUUCAAGAUCAACGCGUCCGCCACGAGCAUGAAGAAGAAGCAGAUCUGGACUCUGGAGCAGAGCGGCGACGACUCCAGCGGGAACGUGUUCCACCUCAAGUCACAUCUGGGCCGGUACAUCGCCGCCGACAAGGACGGGAACGUUACCGGAGACAGUGAGACCCCGGGCCCGGAGUGCCGGUUCAUCAUCACCGCCCAUGACGACGGCCGCUGGUCCCUGCAGUCCGAACCGCACGGGCGCUACCUGGGCGGAACCGAGGACCGGAUCAUCUGCUUCGCCCAAACCGCCUCCGUGGCGGAGAAAUGGAGCGUGCACAUCGCCAUGCACCCGCAGGUGAACAUCUUCAGCCUGACGCGCAAGCGGUACGCGCACCUGAGCAGCAAGGUGGACGAGAUUGCCAUCGACCGGGACGUCCCGUGGGGGGUGGACUCCAUGAUCACGCUGGUGUUCCGCGAGCAGCGCUACCACCUGCAGACCUCCGACAACCGCUUCCUGAGGAACGACGGCGCGCUGGUCGCCACCACGGACAAGAGCACGGGCUACACGCUGGAGUUCCGCUCCGGUAAGGUGGCCUUCAGGGACUGUAGCGGCAAGUACCUCGCGCCCUCCGGGCCCUCCGGUACCAUGAAGUCCGGCAAGAGCGCGCGCGUGGGCAAGGAUGAGCUGUUCGUGCUGGAGCAGAGCCACCCGCAGGUCGUGCUCACCGCGGCCAACGAGAGGAACGUCUCCACCCGGCAAGGUAUGGACCUGUCAGCCAAUCAGGACGAGGAAGGCGACCAGGAAGUGUUCCAGGUGGAGAUUUGCCGCGAAAACAGGAAGUGUGCGUUUCGGACCGCUGCUGGGAAAUACUGGACCCUCACUGCUAACGGUGGCCUGCAGUGCACCGCAUCCACCAAGUCAGCUAAUUGCUACUUUGACAUCGAGUGGCGUGGGAAGAGGCUGACCCUCCGGGCCGCCAACGGGAAAUAUGUUGCCGCCAAGAAGAACGGCCAGCUAGCAGCCACCAUGGACUCCGCAGGUGAGACCGAGGAGUUCAUCAUGAAGCUGAUUAACCGCCCGAUCAUCGUGCUGCGCGGGGAGCACGGCUUCAUCGGCUGCAGGAAGGUGACGGGGACGCUGGACUCCAACCGCUCCUCCUACGACUACUUCACCCUGGAGUUCAGAGACGGAGCCUACAGCCUGCAAGACUCCACGGGUAAAUACUGGAUGGUUGGGAACGAGCAGUCGGUGGUGAGCAGCAGUGACACGCCCGUCGACUUCCUCUUCGAGUUCUGCGACUACAACAAGCUGGCGGUCCGCCACGGCGCUGACGGCAAGUACCUGCGCGGCGACCACGCCGGCGUGCUGAAGGCCAACGCUGACGACCUGGAGACCGCCACACUCUGGGAGUACUGAGGGGAAACCUCGGCAACGGGGGGAUGCUGCGAUGCUAAUGAAUGAAUGAGUGAAUGGAGUGUGGCGACGCAGCAUGGCGGCACUACCCGUCCAUACAUCUACCUAUC